AUGAGUGCUGCUGUUCUGCCAAUCAAAGAAUUGGCCACGAGACUUGAAGGAUCUGACGAUCCCGAGUUUAUCACACUGCUAGGCUGUUUGCGAUCUCCACGGUACGUAGAUGAGCGAUUACUCAAAUCGGACCUCAGCCUGCUGGCUGCUAAGACUUUGGCAUUGUUGAGAUCUAGUCAGGAUGCCACUGUUUGGCGUGGCUGUCAUACGAGCGUGGUGAUCUGCUCUUACAAUCCAUUGGUGUUGUGUGGUCAUGGAGGCCAGCUGCUGGCUGCGAUUUAUUCGAAACUUGAACAUAAAGUUGAAUACUACUCAUCAGCUGUCCAGACGCCACAGUCUGCAGUGUUGUUGCAAGCAUUGGUUUACGCUUUGGGGAGCUUGAUCAACCUGAUGCGAGGCAAGCCGGCUUUAUCGAGAGAAAGCCUCGUUCCUCAACUGAAGGUUAUCAUUCCGUUGCUCGUGAAAUUGGCUCGAUUGGAACCGAAACUGGCGUUGCCCGUUUUGAAGACACUACUUUACAAGAACACCACGACUUUCAGGCCCUUUGCGAGCAAGUUUCGGGCGGUCCUUUCAGAGCUUCUUAUCAAGGAAUAUGAGCUCUGCGACAAAGAAACUCAGCGUUUGAUCUGCGAUAACUUUGCUUAUCUGCAUCUGAUCAGGCUGGCUCCUUCCAACGGCGCAGAUGAGACUCAAGCUCAUCACAAGACGUACCAAGACGAUACUUGGAAGAUGGGUAUUUUCUCAGUUCUGGCUAAAUUUAAGCCUAUCCUCGAUCUUUGCGGCGAGUUCUUGGAUUUGGAGCAAGACAAAGAAAUUCAAAAGCUGAUUCAGAGUCUCAAUGUAACCGAAGAAGGUGCCAAUGCAGGCGACUUUUUGCCUGGCCUAAAACUAGACAUGAAUUCCCCUUUGACUUUAUGGGAAGCUCCACGUCGCUUGUCUCUGCUGCUCGACUUGCUGUCAUCAUUCAUGACUUUACCAACACCUUAUCCAGUUAGAGUGCCUUUGGGUCUCUGCAUUUCGAUCGCAGAGGGACUUUUAAGCAUGACGAGUAAUUAUCUACCUCUGAAGCGUGAUGUUCGCAGAGAUUCUGGGCUUACUUCUGUCAUUGAAGACAUUCUUCCUCAGAUUCAGUUUGUUGGUGUUCGCUUGCUAUCAAACAUCAGUCAAACCUACGGUAAACUAUGCCUGUCGCUGCUGCCUUCCAUUUUGAGUUCUCUAGAAUUGUUCAUACCACUCCAGCAAAAAUCAAGCAGGAUUGACCUUCAGAAAUGUGUCUCAUUAAAGUAUGAGUUUAUGACACUAUUCUCUUUGGUCACUACAUUUCUGUCUCACACGGGACAUCAACUGAACGAGGUUGGCUUGAUUAAAAAACUGGUGGACGUAUCGUUGCAUCUCACAGAAGACCAUUCUGCCCUAGAUUUUAGUGCCAGUCGAGACAUCAAGGCAAUUCGGAAUAAAGAUUCUAAACAAAAGCAGAAGAAGGAGCAUUCAAACGCGUCAAUUUCAGACCUCUACGUACAGCCAGAGAGUUUCAGAUUCAAAUGCUCUGAGCGCUGCCUGUUUGAAAUCAACCGUUUCUUGCAAGUUAUUGUGAGCAAUUGGAAAUUGCCCACCAAUGAGCAUCUGAAAAUUCUGAAAUACACCAUUUCCACAGCCGUCAAGUGGAAAGAGCAAAGGGGUUACGUUCCAGAGUCAUACGUUAAACUGCUUAGAGCGGAAGUACUAAACCCUGGCGCAGAGCGCGUCUCUAUAUUGCCAAUAGCCGUCUCUCUUUUGAAUAACGCAAACGAUGAUAUUUUCGAUCUCUUAUGCCAUCCAAGGUUGCCAAUGAGCUUGGUUCAUAAUGUGAAAUUAGCUACCCCUAUGACCGAAGAGCCAAUUGAAGAGAUUUAUGAACAUAUUCCAACCGAAGCCGACGAAGAUCAAUCACCACGCUCACUCCCCACCGCUGCUGAAACAGACCCCGUUGUAGAGGAAAUUAAGCCACCAGCCGAUGAGAGACGGGAGCCAUCGAAGCACUCUAAUGCCGCUUUCAAUGAAAGUGUCGCGGAAAAUCGGUCUUCAUCAGACAUUCCAGCUGUGUCUAUUGUUGAAGAAGUAUCCGAUACAACAGACGUCAGAAAAAGAGAGUUCGACGUUGAGGGUGCGCCAUCAUUCUUCACAAAGCGCACCAAAAUCGGUGCAGAUGAAACAAGGGCAUCCUCAGCCAUCUCUGAAGUCGUCACCGUUGAGAUUUCAGGCGAAAAGGACCUCAAUGCUGCCGAUUCGAAGAGCAUGGAGGAAAGUACGAUAAAAGAAAGCAACCCCGCUUCAGAUGGGGAUUCCGACUUUGAAAUGCCAACCAUCAACGUCAGUGAGGAUGAGGACGACAAGGAAGAUAGUGAAGAUGAAGAUGCUUAA
Molecule: messenger RNA, 2400 nt
Organism: Torulaspora globosa
Lineage: Eukaryota; Fungi; Ascomycota; Saccharomycetes; Saccharomycetales; Saccharomycetaceae
Gene: RIX1
Product: Rix1p
Exons: 1
Coding region: 1-2400 (799 amino acids)
Biological process (GO): rRNA processing
Cellular component (GO): nucleus
Source: RefSeq, a predicted model, not a curated record